Pectinophora gossypiella (pink bollworm) is the source of this 3409-nucleotide messenger RNA. It is a transcript of the gene gas2, whose product is annotated as GAS2-like protein 3. Gene Ontology annotation, biological process: actin crosslink formation. The coding region runs from base 245 to 2392 and encodes 715 amino acids. Gene Ontology annotation, cellular component: actin filament. Gene Ontology annotation, molecular function: cytoskeletal adaptor activity; microtubule binding; actin filament binding. The transcript is spliced from 11 exons. The record is from RefSeq and is a predicted model, not a curated record. Lineage: Eukaryota; Metazoa; Arthropoda; Insecta; Lepidoptera; Gelechiidae.
CCAGUGCGCGUUCCGCCUCCGCGCUGCCGCGCCGCGUCCUCUCAUACAAACUCGUGCAUACAAACAUGUGAUCGACACUCUUUUCGUCGCUGUGCUCCUGGUUAGUGAUAGUUAGUACACAUACUACUGCAGUCCUAUUAGAUAGUGUUUUUAUCAAAUUCAAGAAACUAAAGAGCUUUAUCUCCUCCGCCAGAGUGUGUGGAGGAUGCGAGUGACCGCGCCUUGAAGCCGGCAGGCCUCCACAAUGUCGUACCGCUGCGGGCCGACAGCAAUUGGCAGCCGGACCUCCUGGGGUCCCAUAUCUUCACCCACCGUCACUGACAAACCCUUCGACCGCCCUCUGAGCGGCAACUUCGAUCGCAUCUUCAACGCCUUUGAACGCACCAACGCGUUCGAAUAUGUCAAGAGUAGCUUGGACAAGGAGGAGAGACAAGAGAGGCACAUAGGUCAUGGGGACAUAGUGGUGAACAGAAAGAUGAGCAGCAGUUUCGAGCGGGCGGACUGCGCGCUGGCUGCGCAGACGCCGAGCUCAGAAGACGAGGAUUUCUACCGCGAGAAGAUCCUGUAUUCGCAGGCGAGACAACUGUUCCCACUACAAGAGGACCUCGCCGACUGGAUCAACAAAACCAUCGGCAUCACAUACCUGAAUGGAGAAAACUUCCUGGAUGUACUGGACAACGGCGUGGAGCUGUGUCAGCUGGCCGCCGUCAUACACGACCGCGCCAGGGAGGCCAUCGACCAGGGACUAAUCGUUGGGCCGGUGCCGAUGAUCCGCGGGCGCUGCUGGCAGCGCGCGGCGCGACGCAGCUUCUUCUCGCGCGACAACACCGAGAACUUUAUCACCUUCUGCCGCGACCUGGGAGUGCAUGAGAACCUGCUCUUUGAGAGUGAUGACCUGGUGCUACACAACCAGCCGCGACAGGUGAUCCUCUGUCUGCUGGAAGUGGCCCGCCUGGCCAGCAAGUUCGGCGUGGAGCCUCCAGGGCUGGUGCAGCUCGAGAAGGAGAUAGCGCUGGAGGAGCGCGACUCGGGGCUGGACUCCGCGAUGUCGGGCGCCGCCUGGCAGUUCCGGGACGCCACCCCGCCGCCCACCGACAAAUCACUCGAGCCGCCUUCUACUCCAGAUCCUAACGACAACCAACUGGCGGUGCUGGACAACGCAGACGCAGAGAGCACCAAGUCUGAAGGCACGGUGGCCAGCACAGACUCCGACGUGCCGCUCAAACCCACCAACGAGCUCGACAAGAGGGUGCAGCUGGUGACGCGGCUGAUGGAGCGCGGCUGCAGCUGCGGCGCCGGCAAGUGCUCCAAGCUGCUCAAGGUCAAGAAGGUUGGCGAGGGCCGCUACAACAUCGCCGGCAGGAACGUGUUCAUCAGGCUGCUGAAGGGUCGGCACAUGAUGGUCCGCGUGGGCGGCGGCUGGGACACGCUGGAACACUUCCUGUCGCGCCACGAGCCGUGCCAGGUGCGCCUCGUCACACAGGGCCGCCGCGACGUCUUGCCCGUCACACUACCACCGCCCUCCACUGACGACGAGCUGGAUAAACUGUCGCCUAUCUCGCGCAAGCAUAGCGAUAUCUCACUCAGCAGCAAGGAACCCUCCCUAGGCACUGUUUCGCCUGUAGAUAGCAAAGCUUCUUCUUUAAGCGGGAAGGUAUCCCCCGUUCGAGCUAGCUCUGUCAGCAGCGGGAAAAGUUCCCCGGCCGGGCGCCGCACGUCGACUCCAUCCCGUGUCACGCCUCGCAGCCGCGUCGGUUUGACCCUCCCCUUACGCACGGACUCCGUUGACGCGCGUCAACAGAAGCCGUCGCCGCGCACGCGCAAGCAAUCCGCCCCGAGCUUCAGUACCCCCCACACCCCCACGACCCCGGCUCGCACGGCCCGUACCCCGCCCGCAGACCUGCGCAAGUCCCUCACUUCUACCUCCCUUACACCGAAAAAGUCUCGCAGCAUGAGCUUAGCUUUGGUUCCCAAGGAGGAAAAGAAGCCGUUCUGCGGGACGGACAGGUUGAACCAGGCGGCGAAGAAGAAUAGGAAUGGUAGCGUUGCGUCCACGCCAACGGAACCGACUCCGGCGAGGAAAACUCGCAGCCAAAGCCUCGCGUCCACGCCGGUGCACGAGGCCAAGAAGACGUUUACCGCCACGAACGGCACGAAUGGUUACGCUAAGAAAACUCGCAGCAUGAGUUUGGCGGCGCCGGUGGAGUUCCGGCCGCUGUCCAGUAAGAGCGCGUCGGUGGCGGCCACGGGCGCGCUCACGCAGGCCGCCAUAGAGGAGAGCAUCCGGCGGUCCCUGGCCGCCAGCAUCGAGGACCACUCCAACAACAAGCCGUUCCUGCACAUCAAGGCCAAGUACCGGAGUCCGCCGCCGCGCGAGGUCCCCCCGAGAUAACUCCCGCGACCCACAUUCCACUAGCUUUAAUUUUAACCUUUGACAUUUAAGCGUCAUGAAAGUGUGAAGUUCAAUUAUAAUUACGGUAACUUGUAAGCGUUAUGUAGAUCUCCUAACUGAGUAAUCUCUUCUGUAUCAUGUAGUGGUGGCCUCAUCAAUUAAUUCAUUCAUCGUACUCCGCGAGCGGGAGACUAGUCAUAGUUGAAUUCGUUUUAAUGAUUAUAAUGAUGAUAAUGUAGGUUUAAGAUCAUUUUUCCAAUCGCAAUAAUGAAUCUUAUUAUUUUUAAUUAUUAUUUCGUGGAUUUGAUUUAUUGUUUGAGUAUUAUAAGUUAUUCGUUCCUGAGUUUCGGAAUUGACAAUACAAUUUUGGAUUAUGUUCAGAUUUUGUUUUCGCUUGUAAUUUAUGAUUUUGUGUUAUGAUAUUAGUUGGAUUUAGACAACCAUACCAUUAUGCUUCAUUUACUUAGCAUAUACUGUAUAGACGUAUGAAGGCGAGUGAACCAAGUGGCCUGACACGAGCGACUCCUGGUACAAAAUAUAUCGUUGUAUAUCAUCACAGCCUCUAUUUUGAUACGGAACCAUAGAAGAUAUUUUUGCACUGACAUUAGAUAGAAGCACUAGGUAGACAUAGACACGUCUUGCGUGGCAGCCGGGUGGCCGGGUGACACUACCCCUGACUACCCUCACGAGACAGUUUUAAUCAAAUAAAAAUCUGUGACCAAAUGUUUGAGACAUUAUAAAAUAAUUCAUAUAUCUGAACUGGUUUCAGACAAAAACUAAUUGCAUUUGUCAGGCAUUAAUCUGCAUUUCCCUCAAAUAUAAGGCCACAGUACAAACCUCAAUAUCACUGUAGUUCUACCAACGAAUAGAUUAAGAUUUGAACAUUUUAAUCUAGAAUAAGGAUUUUAAACUACAUGAGAGCUUAGCAUCGUGUUGUACUGCCAAAAACCAAUAUAUUAUGCAAUAUUGUGCCAACAGUUAAUGAUGUAUGGUUGAUAAUAAACUUUUUAACAUUCA